AUGGCGGAAGGAAAGGAUAUCCAGCCCACCGCGGCGGUGAACUCACCACCCCUCUACGAUGACCAUGAGCAGCACCACAAGAGCGCUGCCGACAAGGUCAUCAACGAUGCGCGCCUUGCGACCGAGAAGGAGCACAAGAUGACCUUGUGGCAGGGCAUCAAGCUCUACCCCAAGGCGAUCGGCUGGUCGGUCCUGAUCAGCACAUGUAUCGUUAUGGAAGGCUACGACGUCUGCUUGCUCAACAACUUCUUCGGUUUCCCGCAGUUCAAGCGCAAGUACGGCAAGCAGCUUCCGAACGGCACUUGGGAGAUCCCCGCGCCGUGGCAAGCUGGGUUGUCGAACGGUGUCAUUGUGGGCGAGAUCAUUGGACUUUUUCUCAAUGGGUGGAUCAGCGAGGCUAUUGGUUACAGAUACACCGUUAUGGCGUGCCUUUUCCUGAUCAUCUGCUUCACGGCCAUCUUCUUCACGGCGCAGACGGUGGUUCACCUGUUGGUUGCGGAGAUUCUGUGUGGUAUCCCCUGGGGAGUGUUCCAAACGCUGACCAUCACCUAUGCGAGCGAGGUGUGUCCUGUUGCGCUGCGCGGAUACUUGACCACCUAUGUCAACUUCUGCUGGGGUCUCGGUCAAGUCAUUGGGAUCGGGGUGAUCAGAGCCAUGGUCACCCGCGAGGACGAAUGGUCUUACCGCAUCCCCUACGCUUUGCAGUGGAUGUGGCCUGUGCCGCUCAUUAUCGGUGUCUUCCUCGCUCCCGAGUCGCCUUGGUGGCUCGUCCGCAAGGGUCGCCUGGAAGAUGCGAAGAAGUCUCUCCUCCGACUCACCAGCUUGGAUCGCGAGACUGACUUUGACGCCGAAGAGACUGUUGCCAUGAUGGUUCAUACCACUGCGCUGGAGGAAAAGAUCACCAAGGGUGCCAGCUACUUGGACUGCUUCAAGGGCGUUGACCUCCGCCGCACAGAAAUCGUCUGUAUGGCCUGGGCUAUCCAGAACUUGAGUGGUAAUGCCUUCUCUGGAUACUCAUCGUACUUCCUGCAGCAAGCUGGUCUGGACCCGUCGACCUCGUAUGACUUUGCCAUGGGCCAGUACGGUAUCAACAUGGCCGGUGUCUUCGGUGCUUGGUUCUUGAUGAAGUGCGGCAUUGGCCGUCGAUCACUCUACCUCUACGGUCUGUGUGGCCUCUGCGCAAUGCUCUUCGUCAUGGGCUUCCUUGGACUCGUCCCAGCCGCACACCGCGAACAAGGCGCGUUGGCGACAGGCGCGAUGAUGAUUGUGUGGGCCAUGUUCUACCAGCUCACCGUCGGCACGGUAUGCUACUCGCUCGUCGCCGAGCUCUCCACCCGCCGUCUUCAGAUCAAGACGGUCGUGCUGGGCCGCAACCUGUACAAUGUCGUCGGCAUCAUCACGUCCGUGCUGACGCCCUACAUGCUCAAUCCCGGAGAGUGGAACUGGGGCAACUACGCAGGAUUCUUCUGGGCGGGGUCCUGCUUCCUCAGCAUCGUGUACACAUACUUCCGGCUGCCGGAGCCCAAAGACCGCAGUUUCGCAGAGCUGGAUCUGCUGUUCGAGAAGCGGAUUCCAGCGCGCAAGUUUGCGAGCACAAAGGUCGAUGUGUUCGAGGGCGAUACGCUCGAGGGCACGCAUGUUUUCGAGUCGUAUGAAGAGAAGGUAGAUGCUGUGCACAGGACCGAAUCGGUUGUUGGAGCCUAG
Ascochyta rabiei is the source of this 1704-nucleotide messenger RNA. RefSeq lists its product as uncharacterized. The transcript has 2 exons. Gene Ontology annotation, biological process: carbohydrate transport; transmembrane transport. NCBI's taxonomy places the organism in Eukaryota, Fungi, Ascomycota, Dothideomycetes, Pleosporales, Didymellaceae. Gene Ontology annotation, molecular function: carbohydrate:proton symporter activity. The record is from RefSeq and is a predicted model, not a curated record. Gene Ontology annotation, cellular component: membrane. Bases 1 to 1704 code for a protein of 567 amino acids.